CUGUUCACGGUAAGGUGGUUAUCGGGUUAUGUGAUUAUUAGAUUAAAAAUAACCUCUAUGCUCCGUGAACAUCCUAUGUAUGGUUAUUUGCUUAUUUUUACACAAACAGCUGUUCAUUGUUUAGAAUUUUAGUUCAAUGAAAUUCCUACUUAUAAAAUGCCUAAACAAAGUUUAAAAAGCAAAAUAAUGGAAUUUAAAAUAAGUUCUGCUAUUCAGGAAAUGGACUUUAUUGAAGACAUCUUGCGCCCUGAACAGUGUCACAAUGCAACGGAUGAAGUAUUAGAAGAACUGUUAGAGGAUAUAACUUUAAUCAUCUGUAGUAGACGGGGAGAUGAACUCCAUGUUCCGAAAUCUAUUCAUUGGCGAGAAAAUGUUCUGUGCUUUGUUGCUUUGACGAUGGAGAUUUUUACAAAUGCUGCGCGUCAGCAAAUGCCAAUUCGCUCAUCUCCUAUUUUUUGAUGCUUCGUGAUGCUUUUUAUUUCGGUUCUAAUUUGCUGAUUGUAAACA
This is a messenger RNA of Bactrocera tryoni, 507 nucleotides long. RefSeq lists its product as uncharacterized. The transcript is spliced from 2 exons. The record is from RefSeq and is a predicted model, not a curated record. Lineage: Eukaryota; Metazoa; Arthropoda; Insecta; Diptera; Tephritidae. The coding region runs from base 157 to 459 and encodes 100 amino acids.